CUUCCACCACUUCUGAAUCCCCCCUUCCCUCGGCCUGUAACUCGCCUACAAUGCCGAAUCCCUCGGAAUCUACCUCGCCCUAAAUUCAUAUUUCAUUUCCUCUACUUCCUUUCUCCUUCCUAUUUUCCAUUCCUUUUUUUCAAAUCUACCUGCGUCCAACACUCUUACUUCUAAAUCCCCUUUACAUAUUUCCCGUCCAGAAUGUCAACCUCUGAUAUAGACGACAUUGAUGAAAUCUUUGAUGACUCUGAAGUGUCCCAACCUGCAAGUGAUAACGAACGACUCGAAAGAGGAAGAAAACACAAAUCGAAACUUCGAAGUAGACCAAAUGUUUCACAGCCACCAAAUAAGAAAGUUAAAGUCCAUGGAAGCGAUUUCCAAAAAAGAAACAAGCCCGUGAAUACCCGUGAACUAGUGAAUGCACUUGAUACCCAUCAAGCGUCGUCUUCUUCGAGAGAGUCGCUCAAUCAACAAACUGUCCAGUUCACACGUAUAGACCAUGAUGCAUCUUACCUCAGACAACUUGAGCGAGACAUCCUAUUUCAUGGAUCCCAAGUUCCGGCUGAUGCCAAAAUCUGCUUCGAUGUUGUCAAGAAGUCGUCUUGCGCAGCCCUGCAUCAUUUGUUUUGCCAUUGGUUCGGGCGUACUGUUAAUGGGGAGUUCUACGCAGAACCAAUCCUCACAUACAACGAUCCGUAUGUGACCUUCACUAACGACAGAAGCGUCUCCUGGGACGUCAGCAACGAUAUUCCUGGACCAGUAAUCACCCUAUUUUUAACCUUCCCCAACUGUUUGUUCGACCGGCAGAAGGUGGAAAACCUUUUUGAAGUGAUCCUCACUGAUGGUUUUGGUGCCAAAGCAGGAUCCGGUACCUCAAGGCAGUUGACGGAAUAUGAGUCCAAACAACGAGACCAACAGCGUUACCGGGAGGCUAGCGAUCAGCCCAAUCUUGAGCAAAAUCAGUUUUCGCCCACUGACGGGAUUUGUGUCGAGCUCAUUCGCCAAGUAGUUACCAAACACCAAACAACUUCAAUUCUUGCCGAUGUACUUAACAUAAUGGCGGAAGUUAGAUCUAUUGUCCAAUCUCAACCUAAGGCACGAUGCAUGUGCAGCAUGACAAAUUGUUGGACGAGUCACAUGCCCAGGCUACACCCGGUGGAGGAGAUUGUUGUUCGACCAUGUCCACCUCUCCUACGAUGUGAAAAUCCACACAGUGGUGAUCAAACAACAGCAGUUGCCGGUGAUGGUGAGGUUCUGUCCGAGCGACGCUCUCAACUUUCUCCUUUGGUAGAUCCGUCUUCCACAGGCGCAGUUGAAGAUUCUGUUGAUGCCACUGAUGGUGCCGUUCCAAAAACAACCAGCCCCGUCCAAGAAGCAACCAUCCCCGUCCAAGAACCAACCAUCCCCGUCCGAGAACUUGAACAUGGUGACAAUCAACUUGAGGCAAAUGUGGAGGGUGAGGGCCCACAUGUUUCUCCAAACGAGUGUCAUGAAGAUGAAGAGUCCCCCAAAUCGUCCAAAGUUAAAACUAAAAACGAUGCCUAUGCGCCGGUCCAUCUCCCCUAA
Molecule: messenger RNA, 1566 nt
Organism: Macrosteles quadrilineatus (aster leafhopper)
Lineage: Eukaryota; Metazoa; Arthropoda; Insecta; Hemiptera; Cicadellidae
Exons: 10
Coding region: 202-1566 (454 amino acids)
Source: RefSeq, a predicted model, not a curated record